UACAAUGUAGCAAUUUCUCUAUUAAUCGCAAUAACUGCAACAAAGCUGCAUUUAUUCACGCACCGCGUGUGCUACAGCUUAGUGCAUGGCGGGUGGCGUCGACUCGCCAUGCUGCUGCACGGCCCGCCAAAAAUGAGGGGCUCCUUUUUCCCUGCGAAUUCCCAAGCAUACCCCCCUCCAUCCAAGAUUAUUCCAACAUUAACUCAUAUUUUUUUGCUCGCCAGAAGACAUAUGUUGUCUCUCGGCGGGUUUGCCAUCUUCCACGUCCCAGCUAAGAGCAGCGUCUCGGGCCGAGUGUGGACGUGCAAGCACGGGCAUUUAAACCGCCUCUACUGGCGGUUUGUUUUGAAUGUCAAAGGCUGUCGAGCUAGCGAUACACGUCCGAAUAUUGUUGGUAGCCUAGCUGUGGUUAGCAGGCUAACAAGCUAAGGCUAGCCAAACGGAGCCCGGGCAAUAUGACAAAUUGCGGGUGUUACAGCUGCAGGCUGGCCGUCUUUUUCGUCACACGAACACCUUGUGCUGGUUUUGGGGUUGUUAUUGUAAUCGGAACGUGACGGGAUAAGUGUUAUUACGCAGGCGUAGAUGUUGGUGUUAGACUCGUUAGCAUUUAGCCCGCAGCGUCUCCCAUUCAUAUCCUGCGCAGUGGCGCCGCUAAAUGGCAAGUAUCCGCUGUCUUUUGCAGAGAAUUAAAUUGUCAUGGAUGAUGAAGACGGCAGGUGCCUUCUCGAUGUGAUUUGUGACCCGGAAGCUCUCAAUGACUUUCUUCAUGGAUCUGAGACCCAUUUGGACACUGACGACCUUUUGGAUGGUUCGGGUGAUCCCGCCAGCUCAUUCUUCUCCGCCACCGGGGGCCACGUUCCAGAGGUCCAGCCUACAGUUCAGCUCUCGGCCAAUGAGGCCACGGGUCUGCCCAGAGUCAGCGUUGACCUGGACUUCCUGGAGGAUGACGACAUCCUGGGCGGAUCCCCCGACGGGGAAGGCGGGAGCAACGGCAUCGGGACCAACCACGAGCCCUGCGACAUCCUGCAGCAGAGCUUGGCCGAAGCUAACAUCACCGAGCAGAGUUUACAAGAAGCCAAUGCGGAGCUGGACCUGGAAUCGUUUGGCAUUUCCGCUCUUCCGCAGGUGGUUCAGACGCUGCCCAACGCCGGCCUCUCUGGAGCGGCGGGCGCGACUGUCGGCGUAGGCAUCAGCGUCGGGGGGGCGACGACGGCCAUAUUCCCUGGCUCGGCCCAAAGUGCCACGUCCACUCCCCCGAACGCCACCGCCGACAUGCUGGGCUCUGUGCUGGCUCAGCAAGGUCUUCAGCUCCAACCGCAGGUUAUGAACAAGGCUAUCAGCGUUCAGCCCUUCAUGCAGCCCGUGGGCCUCGGGAACGUGACGCUUCAGUCCAUUUCGAGUCUUCAAACUCUCCCGAACGGGAGCCAGUCUGGACAUUUGGGGAUUGGACAGAUUCAGGUUGUGGGCCAACCCACCGUCAUGACUAUCAAUCAGUCCGGGCAGCCCAUUCUGGCCAAAGCGAUGGGAAGCUACCAGCUGCACCAGUCCGGGCCGGAGGUUUCAGGGGCGACGACUCAGACUGGGCUCGGGGCAUCGGGAGGUGGACUUCUCAUCCAAAGCAACAAAACCACGUUGGGUUCGCCAUCUUUAAAUGGACCGCCCACGGUUGUUAGCAGUACAAACAGUACCAGUAGCGGCACCAUGACCGCACCUGCUGGACUUCUGGGCUUUGGAAGUACAUCCCUAAGUUCAGGAAUGCCGCCCCAAUCUCAAACUCAAGGCCAAAUCAUGCACAACGUGAUUAUCCAGCGCACACCGACUCCCAUUCAGCCUAAACCUCCUCAAGGAGGAGCCCUCCAAACAAAACUUUUCAAGCCGCAGCAGCAACAACAGCUGCAGCAGCAACAGCAGCAGCCGACGUCCCAAAACCUGCAGAACGACACCACCAAGGCCCUCGGGCUGCAACAAAUUCCUGUUUCUGCAGCUCAGAAUGUAACGUUUCUGACUGGAAAACCAGGCUCAAAUGUCGUACUCAGCACCCAAGCCGCCACACAAGGCUCGCAGUUCCAGCAAACCUUGUUCAAGCAACAGGCGGCGCAAGCGGCCGGCAAACCGCUCAGCGUACACUUGUUAAACCAAUCGGGCAGCAUCGUUAUUCCCUCCCAGACGGUUCUGCAAGGUCAGAAUCAUCAGUUCCUCCUGCCACAGUUGCAAGCGGGCGGGCAGAUCCUGACCCAGCACCCCGGGGGCCACAUCAUAACCAGUCAGGGCCCUGGUGGCCAGCUCAUUGCUAACCAGAUUUUAACAGCCAACCAGAACAUCAACUUGGGUCAGGUUUUGACUUCCCAGGGACAUCCCGGAGCAGCCCACAUUCUAUCCGGACCCAUUCAGCUUCAGCCUGGUCAGAUGGGCACACCCACCCUGUUUCAGAUGCCCGUCUCGUUGGCUCAGACGCAGGCCCAGACGCAGACCCACACCGUCUCGGGGCACGGUCCAACGGUCAUCCAGGGCAUGCCUAUCCAGAACUCCCUGACCAUGCUCGGUCAGGUGGAGGGCUUGAGCCCGGCGGUCAGCCUUCAGCCGGCUCUGCAAGCCCAGCCAGGUGGAGUCCCUAGCAGCAGCAGUUGUAGUAGCAGCAGUAGCGUAAGCGGAGCGGCCACCAUGGCAGCCACCAUCACGCAAGGGCAGCCGGCAGAGUGCAUCACAGUUCUGGGGAGCGCCACCGACCAGGCCGCCCAGCAGGCCUCGAUCCUCUCCAUGCAGCAAGCUCCUCCCGCAAUCACCGCCGUAUCGUCCUCCGCUCCGUCCAUGUCCCUGUCUUCGCCAGUGACUGCGGUCGGGCUGGUCUCGCACCAGGCUCAGCACAGCCCGGGGAGGCUUUUGUUCACCAACCAGGGCUCCAGCAUGAUCCUGAGCCAGGAGUCUCUGCAGAUGUUCCUUCAGCAGCCGGAGAACAGAGAGGGCGAAUCGACCCCCUCGGUGGGGGUCCCUGCGUCCGUAAUCGUCAGCGGCCUCGGCGUCACAGCUCCACCCCACACUGUCCGUGACAGCCAAUUAAGUGAUUCGUUGGUGGGUCGCAGCCCCCCAGUGUUAAAGCAGGUGCCCUCCAGUGGACAUCAGCAGCCCUUAAAGAUCCAGAGUAUGUCCCCCUCGCCAGCCUUGAGCGGUCACGCCACGGCGCCCCCUGUGGCCGACAGCCCGCAGCCCUCGCAGUCGCCGCUGACUCUCAGCCAACACAUCCAGUCGCCGCACCACCAGCAGUCGCGUCCUCCCUCGCAGCCCCAGCCGGCGUCGCAAACGCCCUCCCGCUCCUGCACGCCCUCGUCACACCCGCCGCCCCUCUUCAUCGUCCACAACCAAGUCGCCGAGGCCCCCUCGCAGCCUCAGGUGGCCCAGCCGCAACCGACCCAGAUCCAAGUCCAGCUCCUCCCUCAGCCGCGGCCCGCUUCCCAGCCGGCACCUUACCAUCAACAGGAGCAGCCUCCCAUGUCGCAGUCGCCCAAGCCCCAGCUAGUGCACUCUUUCUCCGCCCCUCCCGCUGGCGCGGUGCCACCGGCCGUGUUAAAAGCCCACGUCCCCGUCCACAGCCUGACGGCGGAUCAGCAGCAGCACCUGGCGCUGUUGGGAUCGCAAAUCCAGACGCUGUCGGCCAUCAGCCAGCCCUCGCUGCAGCAGAAGCAGCUGCUGGAUAAGCUCCACCAGAUCCAGCAAAGCAUCCUGCUGCAGGUCAAGCAGCCGGCUCAGGCUCAAGUGCAAGCUCAGGCCCAGGCUCUUCCUCCAGCCGGCAGCCAGUUCAGCUUGCAGCAAGACGUGCCUGUGGAUAAAGCGGCGAUCGCAUCAUCGGCCAGUGCAGCCACACCCGCUCAGCUGUCCUCGGCGCUGCAGCCCACCUCUGUGCUCAUUACAAGUCCCGCUACAGCCUCAAGUGACUUACAGGUAGUCUCAGGAGUCCCGGGACAAGCUGGAGCCAAGGUGAAUCAGAGUAUCGCUCCCGUGAGCCUUACACAGCCUGCACAGCCAAAGCCUGGAGUGAUCGGCUCGGGUGGAGGAAUGUCUCAUGGUAAAGGUGGCAUGCAGAUCCACGUGUUAGGUACCAAUGUCACCCAAAUGCCUGCUCCACAACCUCCAGCUCUUCUACAACCUCAAACAACAGCAAAGAUGCCUUUCACUGCAGAGCCAAGCAAAGAAGCCAGGUUGCUGGAGCAGCUGAGGAAACAUCAAGGCUUGGUGCUUCACCCAAAUUACAGCGCUCCCUUCGUCUCCUUCGGGGACACGCUAAACCGACUGCUGCCUUACCAUCUCUACCAGGGAACGGCCAUUUCCUCUCAAGAUUAUCAGAAAGUGGAUGAUGAAUUUGAGAGCGUCUCCUCCCAGCUGCUGAAGAGAACGCAAGCCAUGCUUGAUAAAUAUCGAUACCUGCUCUUUUCCGAGUCAAAGCAGAGACUUGGCCCCUCGGCAGAGAUGGUGAUGAUCGACCGCAUGUUCAUCCAGGAGGAAAAGCUGGCCUUGAGCCAGGACCGGAUUUUGGCCAAGGAGAGACCAGAGGAGUUUGUGGCUAAUGCUCGUCUGUUGGAGAGUUUAGCUGCGUCCCAACACAAGUCCCCUCCGGCCGAGCCCACCUCCAACGUCACUGGUGUCACCGUGGCCGCCGCUGCCCAGCCACCGCCGCCGGAAUCCGCACCUCCCAUUCCGGCUGUAGCUUCCCACGUCCCACCGAAACUCCCUCCCGCCCCGAGCGUGUCUCCAGCGCCGACUCCCGCUCCUGUCGCUGGCCCCCCUACCGCCUCCUUCCCUCCGACAAAAUUGGUCAUAAAGCAGGGUGGGGGGGGGGCCUCGGUGUCGUGGUCCAGUAGCUGCGCCCCUCCUCCGAGUGGGUCUGAACCGACAAGCCAGAGCCCUUACUUAUCGCGUACCCCUGCGUCGUCGUCGUCGUCGUUCUUUUCCUCCUCCAACUCUAAAAUGGACGACGAUGACGACGACGCGCUCCCGCAGAGGACCAGCAAGCCGCCCAUCAAAACCUACGAGGCUCGGAGAAGGAUCGGCUUGAAGCUGAAGAUCAAGCAGGACCAAACGGGCUUCGGUAAGGUGGUCCACAACACAGCCUUAGACCCCGUGCACACGUCUCAGCCCAACACUCCCAAAUCCCAACCCCCGUCCACUCCCACGCCCGCCGGGGUCAUCAGGACCCAGUCUCCCGUGUCGGUCACCACGACGACCACACAGUCCAACCCAUCCCAGAGCUCGUCCUCCGUGCAAAUGAACGGCACCCUGGAGCACCACAACCCGGCCUCCGCCACCCCCGCGCCCUCGCAAACCACCUGCCGCCUCCCCCUCCGAAAGACUUACCGGGAAAACGUCAGCCCUCGGGUUCGGCCGGGGGUCCCGGGCGGCGGCGGGGACGACGACUCGGCGCCCUACCCCACCCCCACCCACGAGAGGACAGUCAUAGCCAGCGUGAAGGUGGAGAAACGAGGUCAGGACCCCGACUCGGGCUUGGACCACGUGGCUGACGUGUUCAACCACGCCGUCAAGGGGGUGAAAGGAAUCGGGGAGGAUCGCUCGGAGCAGGACGCCGACUUCCCCAAAUACAAGCGGACCGGUGGGAAAACCAAACAGAGACAAGCGGGAACUUUUAGGAUGGACCAGCACGCGCCGGGGCCCCCUUCGCCGGAGUUCCCUUCGCUCCCCGCCAAGCGCAGUAAGUCUGAUUCGCCCGACAUGGACAACGCCAGCUUCUCCAGCGGCAGCCCCCCCGACGACUCCCUCAACGAACAUUUGCAAUGCGCCAUCGACAGCAUCCUCAACCUACAGCAGGAGCCCACGCUACGGGGGCACCACCACCGCAAGGGGGGCAACGGCCGGACGCAUUCACGCUCGGCCCCCCCGCACAGACCCUCGGUGCCCCCGUCGUCUUCCUCCGCCUCGUCCUCCCUGGCCCAGCAUCCUCAGGUCGGCGGCCGCGGCCACAAUGGCAGCCUGGUGCCGCAGACUCAGAGCAGAUAACGGCCCCCCCCCGCCCCCGGCCCCGGCCGCAUGGACUGAAGGGGGCCGGGUGGCGCCCCGGAAAAUAGGAAGCGAGUCUUGAAGACUCUGCCAAGUUUGUCCACGGUAUCCUCGAGUCACGUUUUUGUGGUCUUGUCCCGUCCGGGCUUCUUCUUGUGUUGUCACAUGCUCAUGCCCCUCCCUCCUUCCCCCGACCAAACUCCCGCCCCCCACAUUCCCUUCUUGUCAGUGUUUCCCAACUUCCAUUGAGCCAAGGCACAUACUUUACGAGGCAAAACUCUCACGGCACAAUAACAAACUGCAAAUACUAUGACGAGUGUUACUAUGUAUACCUUGGAACGGCAAGGUCAAUGUUGAAGAGGAUGAUGAAUGUAUGUCGCUCCAAGGUAUGUAGCAGCAAGUUAAACGGCAAAAUUCACGCCAUAAUUGAUCCUUUAAAAUUCCCCACAAAAAGGCCAGAAACAUUGAACAACCCAAAGCGCACAUUGGAUUGCGUGACGAGCACAUAGCACAAGCCGAAUGAUGACCAAGACAACAAAAUAAAGUUCAAGGCCUACAAUUGUGGUUAUAAAAACAUUCAAAUACCAAUCCUUAUUUAUUUAUUUUUUUUUACUUAGUUUCUGACCUUGUUUGACCUCUAAACUCAUUCGGUUCUGAUUUCUUUCGGUCAGCAGGGGGCAGGCCAGGCUCAUCCCUCAACUUUCACCUCUGUCCCAUCCUUCCCUGUGUGUCUUUUUUUUGGUGUUUUUAAGUGUAGGCCCGCCGGACAAAUCCAACUGAAACACAGCACAAGCGUACGGAAACGGCGGGGAGGCGGAGAGGGGAAAAACAAACAAAAAAAAACGGAACAAUAAUAAUGUACAAAAGACCGCGAGAGAAUUUGAAGUAUAGUAUUACAGAUUAAUUUUGUAUUGUAUUUAUUGUGUAUAAGGAUACUUUUUAAAAAGAAAUGUACAUUUACUAAAACUGUAAAUUAAACCUUGCUUCUUUUAUUAA
This is a messenger RNA of Syngnathus typhle (broad-nosed pipefish), 6999 nucleotides long. RefSeq names its product BRD4 interacting chromatin remodeling complex associated protein (gene bicra). Gene Ontology annotation, biological process: positive regulation of DNA-templated transcription. Bases 697 to 6003 code for a protein of 1768 amino acids. Gene Ontology annotation, cellular component: SWI/SNF complex. The transcript is spliced from 15 exons. The record is from RefSeq and is a predicted model, not a curated record. NCBI's taxonomy places the organism in Eukaryota, Metazoa, Chordata, Actinopteri, Syngnathiformes, Syngnathidae.